This is a messenger RNA of Hevea brasiliensis (rubber tree), 1746 nucleotides long. RefSeq names its product sodium/calcium exchanger NCL2. Gene Ontology annotation, cellular component: membrane. The transcript is spliced from 8 exons. Gene Ontology annotation, biological process: intracellular calcium ion homeostasis; calcium ion transmembrane transport. The record is from RefSeq and is a predicted model, not a curated record. The coding region runs from base 1 to 1746 and encodes 581 amino acids. NCBI's taxonomy places the organism in Eukaryota, Viridiplantae, Streptophyta, Magnoliopsida, Malpighiales, Euphorbiaceae. Gene Ontology annotation, molecular function: calcium ion binding; calcium:proton antiporter activity.
AUGAUUAAAGCAGCAUUUAACGUUCUUCUUGUCCUAGUGGCUAUCCAUUUAGCAAAUAGCCGCUCCAUUAAAGAUGAAUCCAUUCUAACAUCAGAUGGGAUGGAUCAAAGAAACCAAUCCAAAAUCCUUCAACUUGAUUAUCUUAGAACAACAACUGUGACUUGCGAGCCAACUUAUGGUUUCUUGCCUUGCACGACUGAGGUAUGGGGCCAGCUCUUCCUGGUAGUGGUAUACGAGUACCUGCUGUCCCUUUCAGCUCAGUGCAUUUCACAAGGAUCUGAACUUUUCCUUGAAACGUCUGGAACUGAUAAUAUAUUUAGUGCUAAUGUGUUUCAAAUGCUUGGAAUGUUUCCAGAAGUAAUAUUAGUUCUGGAAUUCUUUGUGAUAGAAGAUCCCAAUCUUUAUUACUAUAAUGUUCUAUGUGUGGCUGGAGUCUCAGGAACUGCAGAUACUGUUGAAUCAAUGGCAGAAAUGGGAAUGGGCUUACUUGCAGGAUCAGUAAUCAUGAACCUUACACUAAUCUGGGGUUCUGUUGUUGCUUUUGGCAGCUACAACCUUUCAGAGACUUCAACUUCAUCAAAUACUCAAAACCAAAAGAAAUUCAGUUUAACUGGUUAUGGUGUAAGCACAGAUGAUCAAACCAAGCAUACUGCAGGAAUCAUGCUUUUGUCCAUGAUCCCAUUUCUCUUGCUUCAACUAGCAAAAAUUCUGAAUUCUUCUUCAGCAACACGAAUAGUAGUCAUAGUUUCUCUAAUCAUAACACUCAUUUACCUGAUCGCUUACUGCACCUAUCAGGCAUUCACACCAUGGAUUAGAGAAAGAAGACUCGAGUAUUUGCUGCGCAAGUAUGUACAAAAUAACCUGCUACAAUCUCUCUGCACGUCGGACGGGAAGCCUAAUGAAACCAAUCUAAGAGAGCUAUUUCACAAGAUUGAUCAGAACAACGAUGCACAAAUAUCAGCUGCUGAACUGAGGGCAUUAAUAAAUGGGAUACAUAUACAACAGGUUGGCCUGACUGAGGAUGAUUUUGCGUCAAAAAUAAUGAAAGAGUUUGAUUUCUCUGGAGAUUCUAGUGUAAGUGAAACUGAUUUUGUUCAAGGGAUGUCAAAAUGGAUUAGGGAGGCUAAUGUCUCUGGGACUAAUCAAGGAAGUAAAACCAAGAAAAAAUCAUCUAGCACUGGCAGCAAUUCAAAGGGAACAACUGAAGAGCAGCAGAGCCUGGUGGCUAAAGGCCAGGACAAUAAGGAGACUGAUAAGAAUACUUGGUGGACUUAUGCUAAGGCAGCUCUUCUAAUUCUUUCUGGAACUGCUGUUACUUUUCUGCUUGCAACACCUCUAAUGCAAACUCUCCAAGAUUUCGCAACAGCUAUAAGCAUCCCCUCAUUCUUGGUAUCAUAUUUUGUAGUACCCUUGGCUUUGAGCUUCAAGCAGGCAUAUAGAGCAAUAACUUCUGCCAGAGAAAAGACACAAAAGGCAGUCUCUUUGACAUUUUCAGAGCUCUAUGGUGGAGUGUUCAUGAACAAUGUAAUGGGGUUGGCAACCUUCCUGGCACUUGUUUGCGUAAAAGAUUUGUCAUGGGAUGUAUCAGCUGAAAUCCUUACUGUUCUGAUUAUUUGCAGUGGAAUGGGUCUCUCUGCGACCUUCUCCACCAAAUUUCCAUUCUGGACAAGUAUCGUAGCAUAUGCUCUCUACCCCAUAUCUCUGGCUUUCAUUUAUGUUCUUACCAUUGUUCUUGGAUGGGGCUAA